UUGAAUCAAACUUUGACUAUCAGCACGACCGUAAAAUCCAAAAAGGACACAGAGCAAAGCAGAAACGAACCCUGCUUUUGUUUUGCUUUCUGUAAUUAAUAGGAUGUGAUAUGAUCCAAAUCGUUUUGUCUGAUAUCGAUGAUUAACAACUCUAAUUGUUGAUACAAAAAUUCUCCAUGGCGUCUGUAGUAUUAAUGGAGGAACAGCACGAAAAGCUGCGAAGAGUCGUGGACGAAUGGCGCAGUGAAACAUUAGACAAGCUGAGGCCUCUGCAUGACAAUCCUUUUGAAGCUUCCGCUACAGUUGAUGCGGCGAAUGCGAAGAGUGAUCCCAUACAUAUUUCCACCGAGGCAAAGGAUUCUUCCAGCUUAUUAACUCUUGUUGAAACUGACAAUAUUCCGCUCAAUAAAUUUAUAACAGUGCUUGCGUACGACUGUCUCGAGAUAUCUCGCCUCUCUCGCCAGGCCUCAAAAAAUAUCUAUACAAAGCUGCUCUUGUUUGGUCAUUCCUGUUCUCAAGAGGUGCUAUUAGAAGGAGAGCCUCAGAAGGAAUUUGCUCGUUCAUUACCAUUUUUCAUGGAGUUUUCUGAGGUUGUAUGUCGCAUGAGGGCAGUGCUAAACAAUCUGGUGAGACAAGUUGAUUCCAUCUACUCGAAAGAAACCAAAAACAACAAAUUAUGCACCUCUUUCAAUAGCAUCCAUAUUCCAAGCGUUUUUUCAUCCUUGGCUGAUGGUCUUACAGUUUUUCUUAUUGUGGAUGAGAUUAUGGCCAGAAAUGCCUGCAUAAAACAUUAUGCAUCACUGUUUAUGAGGAUGUUGGAUGCUGUGAGAAUAGAACCCAACAAAUUUUCUAUGUUGGCUGAGAAUGUGGAUUGCCUUGAGCAUAUGAUUAAUCAAUUGGAUGGAGUGUUACAUGUUGCCUUAUUUCAGCAAUUUUUACAGGAAGAUUUAAUAACGAAUGAAAGUAUGCAAGGUCUUAAGAGCAACAAACGUUUUUUAGAGGAAAACAAUUUUUGUUUGUGUGAGGGCUUGUCAGACAUUCUUUCCCGUCUAGAUACAUGGAAGGAACUACCUUCUGAUAGAAGGCGCAUGCUUGGUUAUCUGGGUCUAUAUAUAUUCCAUUCAUGGUUAACUGGUGAUCCUCCAGAAAAGAAACUAGGAAAGUUAAUUGUGGAGGUGCUGAGAAGGUUACCGGUGGUCCAUUUGGAUGGCAACAUCAGAUUCGUGCUUCUGGAUUUAUUGCUGGCACAUAUUCCUCGGCCUUUGAUAUCUUAUUCUCCCCUCAAAGAAUUUCUCAGAGAAGGUGCUGCUAUAAAAAAUAACCACCUCUUAUACUUGGAUGAAGUUCUUGCAAGGGAUUGUCAAAUAAUAAAAACUGCUAUAGCAAGUUGGACUGCAGCUUUUCACUCAUCCGUGUCUCCAAUGAUGCAGUUUUCCGAAGUUCAAGCAAAUCUUGAAAUUCGAACAAAACAAAUUAUCCAGGGUCUAAUGCUGGCAAAUAGACUGCAAAAUAUGUUAAGGUCAACAAUAGAUCUUCAUGUAUUAUUUGAGGUACCAAUUAAAAAGGAAAAGCUGAGGUCUCUUGGUCACAUAGCAGUGUUAAUAAAAGCGGUAGAGAAUGUUUUCUAUAGGAAGUACUUUGAGAUCUCUCAAAGUUUAUCUCAUAUGAUCAAUCUUGUCCAAUCUCAUAUAGAAAAUCUGCUUCAACCAGUCAAGACACAGUUGGAGCUUGAUCUCUCAAGAAAGACAAAGGCCAACAACAUGACAUUUUUAAGCUCAUUAACAAGAAGUGGCAAGGACACAGAUUCAAGGAUCCUUGACUCUGUUGCAUCGGUAGGCCUUGCAUUGAAGAUGCUACAAGGAGGUGGAAGUAAUAAGAGGCAAGUUGUCCUUCAUCUUGCAGUGGAUGUAGUAAAUGGCACCUGUUUGCAUCUGGAAUCUGAUUAUUCUAAAGUGAGAAAACUUAUGUCUAAGCUAGCGCUAAUAGCUGACUAUGAUACCAUAGUGGGAGCAGUGACAAACUGUAACUUCCUUUAUUGGAGAAAAGAAAUGAUGUCUACAUGGUUUUCUAUGGUGUAUCCUCAGGAACAAAAAGCUCCAUGGCUGCAAUAUUUAGUCAGUGCAUUCUGUGAUGGACUGAGGAUGCUUAAAGAUGUUAAUGUUGAUGAUAUAUCUGUUGAUACAUAUGAAACUGAGAUAGAGAGGUCUCUAACCAAUGAAAUUAUAGAGCCUCUCUGCAGAGAUAUUGAAACUGAUCUCCGUCUCCAUGUACACUCAGCAAAUAUGAAAGGAUCUGUGAAUGUGAAUCCUACAAAGACAGGUGUUCGUGAUUUAUCCUGGUACUUACAGUUAAAACCAUUGAGAACUUUGUCCAAGUAUAUCCAUAUAAAAACUCGCAUUGAGAGCUAUCUAAAUGCUGCCUUCUACAAUCAUGCAGCCAUGGCUCCUCAUAACUGGAAGACAUAUUCUGAAAUGAGGCACCUUGCAGAACAGAAAUAUGGGCUGCAGUUAGAUGAUAUUCACCUACCUGGACAAACUUUGGAGCAGGGUAUUGACCUUCUUGACGUAAUGCAUAAUAUUCAUGUAUUUGUAGCUUCAUACACUUACAAUAUGAACACACAGGUGUUCAUAGAGAAAGUUUCGAAUGCUCUGAACCGGAAAAACCUGAAUACCAUUAGUGUUAAACAUGUUGCCAACUCUAUUUGUACACAUGGGACAGGAAUUAUAAGCACAACUGUCAAUUUUGCAUACCAGUUCCUUGCUAGAAAGUUUGUUGGUUUCUCACAGUUUCUGUUGGAUGACCGUGUCAAAUCUCUUUUGAUUAAGGAAUAUCAGUUCUGGAAGGAAAAUAAAGGGAAGACAAAUGAAUAUCCUUAUGAUCGAGCAGAAAAAAUGAAUAAAGAAAUUAGAAAAAUGGGUUUGGGAGAUGAUUGCUUAAGCUUUCUUGAUCAAUUUCGACAUCUUAUUUCUGAAAUGGGCAAUGCCCUUGGCUUUGUUCGGAUGGUGCGGACUGGAGGCUUGCGUUACUCUAGCACAGCUUGUGGGUUUGUGUACAAUCUGAAAAGGAGAGUAAGCCUUGAAGAGGCUACAAGAGAAUUGAAUUUCCGAGAUACCGUGGUUGAGGCUGGAAAGAUUAUGGACAAAACAUUAGAUACUAUGUGUGUAUCUUUAGAAAAUACAAAUUAUUUCAAGAUCCUUACAAAUAUUUUUGCACAGGAAUUACAAAGCAGUGAAAAUGGUCAUCUAAGGGAAUUUUUUCUAUUGGUGCCUGUAUUAACUAUGAAUGCAACAGAAGCUAUGCUUCAAGGAAGAGAUAAAAUGUUCAAAAGGGGCCGUGAUGCAGCAAAUGAGCAAUUUACUGAUGAUGGGUUUGUGCUUGGUCUUGCAUAUAUUUUGAAGGUGCUUGGUCAAGAAUUCGAAUUUGAUUCACUCCAUUGGUUUAGCUCAGCAACACAAUACUUCAAAAACCAGAUAUCCCAGUUGGAAGGUGGCAUAGAUGCAAGUCAGUUGCGGGGUGGUUUGAGUGGAUUGCAAAGAUGGAACCAAGUACCUCCACCAAUUUCAAACGAAUCCCAAAAUGCAAAACUUAUCAUAAAGCAACUCCAAGAGUCUCUAACGGAGUCAGAAAUCAUUCAAUUUGGUUUUAGCUGUGCAGGGACCUUCUUUCAUUAAGUCAAUUUUGUGAAUCUCGACUAUUUUUUUAAUAAAUUCAUGUCCUUUAAGUUUUUUGUUGUUCUUUGUAUCAUUUUUAAUAGCCAUAUUUAAGCCUCUUAGUCUUGAGGGUCGAAUACUUUUCUCUCUUUGUAAGACUGUGUAUAGUAAUCAUAUUUAUGCCUCUUGAGGGUUAAAUAUAUAACGAAUAUGUAGCAUAUGAUCUAUCU
Messenger RNA from Cryptomeria japonica (Japanese cedar), 3880 nucleotides. RefSeq lists its product as uncharacterized. The transcript has 26 exons. Lineage: Eukaryota; Viridiplantae; Streptophyta; Pinopsida; Cupressales; Cupressaceae. The record is from RefSeq and is a predicted model, not a curated record. Gene Ontology annotation, cellular component: WASH complex; endosome. Bases 177 to 3671 code for a protein of 1164 amino acids. Gene Ontology annotation, biological process: endosome organization; endosomal transport.